Chroicocephalus ridibundus (black-headed gull) is the source of this 1553-nucleotide messenger RNA. RefSeq names its product solute carrier family 35 member F6 (gene SLC35F6). The coding region runs from base 51 to 1172 and encodes 373 amino acids. The record is from RefSeq and is a predicted model, not a curated record. Gene Ontology annotation, biological process: transmembrane transport. Gene Ontology annotation, molecular function: transmembrane transporter activity. The transcript has 6 exons. NCBI's taxonomy places the organism in Eukaryota, Metazoa, Chordata, Aves, Charadriiformes, Laridae. Gene Ontology annotation, cellular component: intracellular membrane-bounded organelle; membrane.
GCGGCCCCGGUGCAGGGCGGGAGGCGGCGGGAGGCGGUGGCGGCGGGGCCAUGGCCUGGUCCCGGUACCAGUUGGGCCUGGCCGCCCUCAUGCUGCUCACCGGCUCCAUCAACACCUUGGCGGCCAAGUGGGCUGAUAACUUCAGCGCGGCCGGCUGCGGCGGGACGGAGGAGCACAGCUUCCAGCACCCCUUCCUGCAGGCCGUGGGCAUGUUCCUGGGUGAAUUUUCCUGCCUGGGGGUGUUUUACCUGCUGGUGUGGAGGGAUCGGCGGAGGCCGGAGCCCAGCAUGGCCCCGUCGCAGCCCUUCAGCCCCCUGCUCUUCCUGCCCCCCGCCCUCUGCGACAUGACUGGGACCAGCAUCAUGUACGUGGCCUUGAACAUGACCAGCGCCUCCAGCUUCCAGAUGCUGCGAGGGUCCGUCAUCAUCUUCACCGGGCUCCUCUCCGUGGCCUUCCUGGGCCGCAGGCUGGAGCUGAGCCAGUGGCUGGGCAUCCUGGUCACCAUCGUGGGGCUGGUGGUGGUGGGGCUGGCUGACCUGCACAGCUCCCACGACCAGAAACACAAGCUCAGCGAGGUCAUAACCGGUGACCUGCUCAUCAUCAUGGCGCAGGUGAUCGUCGCCAUCCAGAUGGUGCUGGAGGAGAAGUUUGUCUACAAGCACGACGUGCACCCGCUGCGGGCCGUCGGCACCGAAGGUUUCUUCGGCUUCAUCAUCCUGGCCCUGCUGAUGGUGCCCAUGUACUACAUCCCGGCGGGCGGCUUCAGCGGGAACCCUCGGCGGACGCUGGAAGACGCCCUCGACGCCUUCUGCCAGAUCGGCCGCCGGCCCCUCAUCGCCCUGGCGCUGCUGGGGAACAUCAGCAGCAUCGCCUUCUUCAACUUCGCCGGCAUCAGCGUCACCAAGGAGAUCAGCGCCACCACCCGCAUGGUGCUGGACAGCCUCCGCACCCUCGUCAUCUGGGCCGUCAGCUUGGCCGUGGGCUGGGAGACCUUCCACGGCCUGGAGAUCUUGGGCUUUGGGGUGCUGCUGACGGGUGCCGCUCUUUACAACGGCCUGCACCGGCCCCUGCUCGCCCUCCUGCCCCGGCAGCGGGAGGAGAGCGGCGGGGCGGCCGAACGGGAGGCUUUGCUGCGCGGGGAGAGCACGGCCAUCAACAACGGCGAGAGCUGAGCGCCGCCCCCCGCCCCGCCACGCUGUCCCCGUGUCCCGCUUGGCCCCCCGGGGUUUAUAUCCCCGGAUCCUGCCCUCCUCGGGAGGGGAUGGGGACGGUGCCAUCGGUCACCGUCCUGCUGGAAAAUCCUCUCCCCUGCCCCGCCGCCGGAGGGGAUGGCGAGGCUGUGCCUGCCCUUCCCCAUGGGGAACGGCCCCCCCGCAGCCGGCUGCUGGAGCCGGGGGGAGAAAUGGCAGCUUCUGCCCCUGUUCCCAAGGGGCUGCGGGGGGGGGGGAUGGUGUGGGGUGGGGCUGGGGCUGGCCCCCCUGCUCCCCGACCCGCGUCUCCCCCCAAUAAAGCACAUCUGCCCCCGGCGCGCUCCCUGGGUGUCUGUGCCGGUC